Molecule: messenger RNA, 477 nt
Organism: Ilex paraguariensis (yerba mate)
Lineage: Eukaryota; Viridiplantae; Streptophyta; Magnoliopsida; Aquifoliales; Aquifoliaceae
Source: the annotation of a GenBank genome assembly
UGUUCAAUGAGAGAGUUUCGAAUUUCGAAUUUUAUUUUCAGGAGUUUUUUUGAGAAAGUUGUUGAAUUUGGCGGGAUUUGUGAAAUUCCUCUGGCUAUUGGUGUGGAUUUGAGUUUAAAAUGACCGAGAAUUUUGAAACUUGUUGGUAAAUUUUUUGUUUUUAUUUGAUUUUUGAUGGAGAACGGUGAAGGAGGGGAUGUCCCUCGAAAUAAGGCUUCGCCGGAAUUUCCACCAAAGAAGCUAGGGAGGCAGCUAGAUUUUACGAGCUAUGGCGGUGCAUCGGCGGCAGCUGUUGCGUUGCCGGAGCACCCUCAGCAGCCGAAGCCGACUCCGCCGACAGUGCCACCACCGAAGCCACAGCCACAGCUACAGCUACAACCACGACCUCAGAUACAGUCACAGCAACAUGGACAGAUGCUUUUUAUGCCGACGCAACAACCUCAGGCGCCACCUCAUCUUUCGUUAAGGCCUUUGUAA